AUGGCAAAUCUCUACGCUCUGAAGUCUACUCUCUGCCCUUCCUCCAUUUCCCGCUCCAAUUUCCCUCGGACCUCCGCUCCCGCCAAACGGAGCGUCUUCAGUAGCUCUUGUUCAGUCCAGAGACGAAAGUUCAGCGUUUGCUGUGCGGUGAAAGACAGCGAGGAUCAAAGCAAUGGUGAAGAGCCGCCGGAGUCGUUAUUUAUGAAGGAGUUAAGGAGGAGAGGCAUGACACCGACGUCGCUGCUGGAGGAAAGCAAGAAGGGCGGAUAUGGAGUUGAGGACGAUGAAACGAAACUAAGAGAAGGCGACAGAGUCUUCUCCAGGAGGAAUGCUGUGUCGACUGAAAUUGAUAAAGGGCUUUUGAAUCAAAGGGAGCGCUCCAUGGCCUUGAACAGUGAAGGCCUUGAGGGACUGAUUCCACGAGCUAGACUAUUACUUACAAUUGGGGGAACAUUCUUCUUGGCCUUUGGUCCGUUGAUUCUCGUAACUGUUGGUGCUUUCACUGCUCUCUACUUGUAUUUUGGAGCAAGUUUUGUGCAUGAUGGGAGCGCAACUCCGGUGUCGCCUCCGCAAUACAUCGAUCCAUAUGCGCUGCUGGAAGACCAACGAAUUUCUGAUGUAGCGCCUACCUUGAAGUGA
Linum trigynum is the source of this 639-nucleotide messenger RNA. The record is from the annotation of a GenBank genome assembly. NCBI's taxonomy places the organism in Eukaryota, Viridiplantae, Streptophyta, Magnoliopsida, Malpighiales, Linaceae.